UAAGAGUGUCCUUGACAUUACGGAGGGGAUCCACACCCUGGGGGACAUUAAAUGGGAGCUGGCGGGGUGUCUACUGCUGGCUUGGGUGCUGGUCUGUAUCUGUCUGGCCAAGGGCAUCAAAACUUCGGGAAAAGCCGUUUACUUCACCGCCUUCUUCCCGUAUGUGGUUCUGUUGAUCUUGUUAAUAAGAGGCCUGACUCUGCCUGGAUCUCUGAAAGGAAUUGUGUACUACGUAACUCCACAGUGGGACAAACUAGCCAGGGCACAGGUGUGGGGAGAUGCUGCUGUACAGAUUUUCUUCUCCCUGUCCCCUUGCUGGGGAGGGCUGAUUACCCUGGCCAGUUACAACAAGUUCAACAACAAUUCUAAAAUGGAUGCCAUCAUUGUGUCGGUACUGGACUCUGUGACUAGUGUCUUCGCUGGCCUGGUCAUUUUCAGCAUCAUUGGUUACAUGGCAGAGGUGUUGGAGCAGCCUAUUGAUAAAGUUGCUACUGAAGGUGCAGGAUUGGCCUUUGUAGCAUACCCUGAUGUAGUGACAAAACUCCCCCUUUCACAAUUGUGGUCUGUGCUUUUCUUUGCUAUGCUAAUCACUCUUGGACUUGGAACACAGAUUUCCACGGUAACUACCGUACAUACUACAUUGCUGGAUCAGUUUCCUCACCUCCGUAAAGGUCACAGGAAGACGUUGUUAUUGAUCGUCAUCGCCAUCUUCUGUUUCCUGAUCGGACUCAUCUUCUGCUCUCAGGGUGGAAUGUACAUGCUGCAGUUGUUUGAUAAUUACGCUGCCACCUACUCCCUCCUGUUUAUUGGUAUGGUGGAGUGUAUAGGAAUAUCCUGGGUAUAUGGUGCUGACAGGUUUUUGACAGACAUUGAGUUGAUGUUGGGAACUCGACCUAGCAAUAUAUGGAAAUACAGCUGGAAGUUCGUGGCUCCAAUAGCUCUGUUGGGUAUCCUGCUAUUUACGGCUAUUGAUUUUAGCCCUACGGAGUAUAACAAGGAGAAGUUCCCGGGCUGGGCUGACGGGGUGGGCUGUCUAAUCUCCAUAGCUUCCAUUAUAAUGAUCCCCAUUGUCGCAGUCUACAUGGUCCUAAGUCGUCGGAGUCAAUUCUCAGGGUCUUUUAUUGAACUUAUCAAGCACCUUUCCAAACCAACGGAGAAGUGGGGACCUUACAAGAAGGAUCACCGAGCCCAGAGACAGAGGAUGGAUGACAGCUAUAACUACGAGUCACAGAUUCCACUCAAAGACCACACCGACAGUCAGAAAGUCUAAUACCAGCCAAAAAUAAAAACGGAAAAAUACUGUUUCUGAGCAAGAAUCCUCAGUAGAGACUGAAUAGAUCAGGUGCAGGCUAUCACAAAACUAACGACUGUUGUAAUUUUUAAAAUUGUUUGUAGAUUAAUGAUAUGAAUUUCUCAGAUACGAUAUUUUUGAUGACAAUUUUUAUUAACCUAAUUUUUAGGUACAAUGUAAUAUGUA
This is a messenger RNA of Saccostrea cuccullata (small rock oyster), 1477 nucleotides long. RefSeq names its product sodium- and chloride-dependent glycine transporter 2-like. Gene Ontology annotation, cellular component: plasma membrane. Lineage: Eukaryota; Metazoa; Mollusca; Bivalvia; Ostreida; Ostreidae. The record is from RefSeq and is a predicted model, not a curated record. The annotation marks the transcript as partial. The transcript has 10 exons. Gene Ontology annotation, molecular function: L-amino acid transmembrane transporter activity. Gene Ontology annotation, biological process: sodium ion transmembrane transport.